AUAGGAGGAAGGGAAAAAGAGACCCUUUUUCAUAUUUCGGGCCCUCCCUUUUCUUUCUCUCUCUAAAAAUAAUAAAAGACGCAAAAAAGAUCCCCAAUUUUCUCUACUUUGAAUCCGAAAUAAAGCGAAAAAAAAAGGGAAACGGGAAUCCAUCGACUGAUCGUUUUUUUCUAUUUGUCAUCCAAGCGUCUAUAAACCGAAUAUAGAUUGAUAUCAAUCGGUCAUGGUGAGCUGGUAGUAUUUCGGGUGGAAUUGAUUGAAUGUUGUUUCCUUGGAGACAGAUUUGACACCUUUCCUUUUUUUCUACGAUUUCCCCCUUUUUAUCUUGAGGGGAUUGGGGUGAUUUAAUCCUUGUAGCUGUUGGUUAGAGUAAGGGUUUUAGUUCGUUAUCGAUGCCGGAUAAUUGGCAGGUUCAGAAUAAUGCUGUGUCCACUUCUUCUAAUGCCUCGGCCGAUAACCUCGAAGAUGCCAUGCGGCGCUUGAAAAUUCAGCCCCAUGAUAAUCAGGAGGUUGUUGCUGCUCACUCAAACCCUUAUCCAGAUCGUCCAGGUGAACCUGACUGCAUAUAUUAUUUAAGGACAGGGUUAUGUGGUUAUGGAAGCAAUUGCCGUUUUAAUCAUCCUGCUUAUGCUGGACAGGCUGUUCAAUACAGAGGAGAACUUCCCGAAAGAGUUGGACAACCUGAUUGCCAGUAUUUUCUGAAGACAGGAACUUGUAAAUUUGGAGCAACAUGUAAAUAUCAUCACCCACGUGACCGGCAUGACGCAGAUCAGGUUCUACUGAAUGUUUUAGGACUGCCUAUGCGUCAGGAAGAGAAAUCAUGUCCAUAUUACAUGCGAACUGGGUCUUGUAAGUUUGGAGUGGCUUGCAAGUUCCAUCAUCCUCAACCUGUAACACUUGGACCUGCAUUGCCUGGAACUGGAUCUGCUGCCUAUGGAUCUACAGGUUCAUCAGUAGCUCCCCCAUCAGGUGUACCCUAUGUAAGUGGACUUCCAGCUUGGUCUUUACCACGAGCACCGUACAUUUCUGGUCCCCGCAUGGAAGGUCCCCAGGCCUACAUGCCUGUUGUUCUUUCACCCUCCCAAGGCAUAGUACCUGCACAGCAAGGAUGGAACACUUAUACGAGCACGAUGAGCCCCAUAUCUUCUAGCAGUGUUCUUGGAUCCAAUCUUGUCUACAACUCUAAACCACAGGCACAGGGUGAAUCAGGUUCAAGUGGGCAAGUGCACUUGGUAUCAACAUCUGUUACAAAUUUCCCUGAGAGACCUGAUCAGCCAGAAUGCCAGUAUUACAUGAAGACUGGAAGCUGCAAAUUUGGAUCCACUUGCAAGUACCAUCAUCCGAGAGAGAGGAUUGCUCCCUUAGCUACAAGUACUAUAGGCCCACUUGGACUUCCCUUGAGACCUGGCCAGGCUAUAUGUACAUUCUACAAUCUAUAUGGAAUCUGCAAGUUUGGUCCAACGUGCAAAUAUGAUCACCCAUUGGCGGGAUAUUACAAUUAUGGCAUGGGCCUGCCGACUCUUUCCAUAGCAGCAGCAGAUCCUACCAGCUUCCCUUACCAGAGAAGUUCACCAAUGACCCGGUCUUCAGAAACUUCUCCCUCCAAGUCAUCAAGGUUGCCUGACCGGAAGCCUGAGGUUACUAGUACCAAACAUCAGAACUCAGAUACAAAGCCACUUGAACCACAAGCGACCUCCCCAACCCAGACUUCUCCAACGUCUUCAGAACGUCCACACGAUCAAUCUGAUUAAAUCUUUUCCAUUGAUCUUUCUAUUUUUGUGCUUAGAUCCUUUGCAAGGAAAAUUUUCGCAUGUGCGCCUCGCUUUCCCCCUUUUCACCUGCAAAUUCUGUGGAGUGGGCUAGGCUACAAAUUCACAUGGUGGGUAAAGGCAGGAGGCAUGGAAGGCUUUUCUUUUUUGUGGUGAAUAAAAUGCAGGUGAAAAAUGUAUGUCUCUUCUUUCUUUAAAUUCUUUCUUUUUCCACAGAUUAUAUUUAUUUGGCUCCAUAAAGAGUUUGUAGCUGUUUGAUAUGGUGGUAUGGUGAAGGAUGAAAGAGAUUGGCAUGUUUGCUACUGCCACCUUUUCCUUUCAUAUAUUUUUCCCCA
Molecule: messenger RNA, 2104 nt
Organism: Nelumbo nucifera (sacred lotus)
Lineage: Eukaryota; Viridiplantae; Streptophyta; Magnoliopsida; Proteales; Nelumbonaceae
Product: zinc finger CCCH domain-containing protein 3
Molecular function (GO): metal ion binding; mRNA binding
Source: RefSeq, a predicted model, not a curated record